CAGUAAGCUGAAUUCAAUAAUGCGGGGCACUGUUCGUGGUCCCCUCCAAAACUUUGGCGGCGGCAACCGUAACGCUCCAUCAAAUUCCCGUUUCACUGCGCGUAGUGUGCCACAACCGCUCAGGAGGAGCGCACCAGUCAUGUUCCCCGAUAGCCGGGGCGUGAGCCCCUCGAUUAUGUCCGAGGUUGCAAGCUAUGUCCUCGAGCUAUGGCACGAACACAGGAUCCCGAUCAUCAUGUCGACGCUGUUCGUGCUCAGCCUGCUGCGCAUAUACCUCCACUCGACAGAGAAGAGGGAGAAACUGCUUGUGAUCCCAAAAAUCUAUGAGAAAGUUCCACCCAAUCUUGUUGCCGGCGCGGAGAAGAAAUCGAAGACAGAGGUCAGAAAAGACGAUUCUGAGGGCUCAGAGAGCACCGGUACUGGGAACGAAAAGUGGAGAGCGAAAGACGGACCGAGAAGGAUAAAAGGCAAUGCUAGUAGGAAGGCGCGCAGCCGCGCGGAGUCAGGGCGCGAGGCGCGAAGGAUCCAGGUGCUGGUGUUCUUCUCAUCCCUGACGGGAAGCACGGAGAAGAAUACACAGUUGCUUGCGCAAGAGUUGGCCACCGCUCUAGGGUGUACCGCCGAGGAGGAAUCGGGUCGCACAUUUCUACCCCCGCGGGUGCUAGACCUGGCCGAAGUCGACUACGACGAGUACUUCAUCGCGCCGCCCAAGCCCGAGAGCGAGCAGACGGAUUAUUUUUACCUCUUUGUCAUCCCUAGCUACAACAUCGACAGCAUAAACGACAACUUCCUUGAGCAUCUGCGGGAAACACACCACGACUUCCGCAUUGACACCUCCCCGCUUGCCCCGAUUUUGGGAUACUCUGUGUUUGGAUUUGGCGACAGAGAGGGCUGGCCGACCGAAGACGAAGGGUUCUGUUUCCAGGCUAAGGAGGUUGAUAAGUGGAUGGCGAAGCUCAGUGGGCGGAAGCGCGCGUAUCCCCUGGGAAUGGGCGACUGGAAGAGGGAUGGCAAGCAGAGAUUGUCAGAGUGGAGGACCGGGCUGGUGGAUGUGCUCAAGCAGGUGGCGCAGACGGGAAGUCUUGGCGAUGGCGUACCUGGUUCGGGAGACCCGAUCGAAAGCGAAGAUGAAGGGGAAGCGGAAGACGACGGUGAAGUGCUGGAGGAGACCGUCGAUGCCAAAGGCGCGAAAAGAAGUUCUGGCGGCAUUGAGGAUGUGGAAGACAUUGGCCGGAUCAUGGAGCUGUCCCGGGCAGACGGUUCUCGCGAGAAAUCGGCGGGCCCGCUCGCCAUUGAUUUUACCACGGAAGGGAAGUCGGCGACCAAGAAGAGUGUCACUGUUGCCAUAAAGGAGAUGGUACCGAAGAACUCACCCACUUAUACGGCCCUCACGAAGCAGGGCUACUCGAUCGUUGGCUCCCACUCAGGGGUCAAGAUUUGUCGCUGGACAAAAUCAGCCCUCCGCGGCCGGGGGUCCUGCUACAAAUUCUCGUUUUACGGCAUCAACUCGCACCAGUGCAUGGAAACAACGCCGUCUCUUUCCUGCUCGAACAAAUGCGUCUUCUGCUGGCGCCACGGCACCAACCCGGUCGGCACGACCUGGCGGUGGGUUGUCGACCCUCCGCAGCUCAUAUUCGACGGCGUCAAGGAGAACCACUACAAGAAGAUCAAGAUGAUGCGGGGCGUGCCGGGCGUGCGGGCGGAGCGCUUCGCCGAGGCGAUGCGCAUCCGGCACUGCGCGCUGUCGCUGGUCGGCGAGCCCAUCUUCUACCCACACAUCAACGAGUUCCUGGGCCUGCUGCACGGCGAGCGCAUCUCGUCCUUCCUCGUCUGCAACGCGCAGCACCCGGACCAGCUGGCCGCCCUGCAGCACGUCACGCAGCUGUACGUCAGCAUCGACGCGUCGAACCGCGAGUCGCUGCGCCGCAUCGACCGCCCGCUGCACCGCGACUUCUGGGAGCGCUUCCAGCGCUGCCUCGACAUCCUCCGCGAGCGCCGCUUCCGCCAGCGCACCGUCUUCCGCCUGACGCUGGUCAAGGGGUUCAACAUCGAGGACGAGGUCGAGGGGUACGCCGACCUGGUCGAGCGGGGCCUGCCGUGCUUCGUCGAGGUGAAGGGCGUCACGUACUGCGGCACGUCGUCGUCGAGCAGCGCCGGGCUGACCAUGGCCAACGUGCCCUUCUACCAGGAGGUGUGCGACUUCGUCGUGGCGCUUGAGAAGGCGCUGCUGAAGCGGGGCCUGCAGUAUGGCAUCGCGGCGGAGCACGCGCACAGCUGCUGCAUCCUGCUCGCCAGCGAGCGGUUCCGAGUGGACGGGAAGUGGCACACGCUGAUUGACUACGACAAGUUCUUCCAGCUGCUGGAGGAGAAGGGUCCUGACGGGGACUUCAGUCCCGAGGACUACAUGGGGCCUCCAACCCCUGAGUGGGCGACUUGGGGCAACGGCGGAUUUGAUCCCAGAGACCAGAGGGUGGAUAAGAAAGGGCGUCCCAUCGAGGCGAAUUAGAUUAUGGCUAGGAGCAGUCCAGGGAGAUGGAAACAAUCUCUAUGAUAAGAUCCUCACACGCGCCGUCCGUGAAUCCCUCCCUCGAUUCUAGACUAGGUCAUAAAGCCAACAAGCAAGCCCCGACCCGUGCUGCUUCCCGCGCAUAUAUAUGUGUACAAUAUCAUUCAUCCUCUUACAACUCGACUUUUCGGCUCUCCUGUGACUUCGUAGUCCAGGCGACCGUGUCGUAUCG
This is a messenger RNA of Thermothielavioides terrestris NRRL 8126, 2738 nucleotides long. RefSeq lists its product as uncharacterized. Gene Ontology annotation, molecular function: FMN binding; catalytic activity; 4 iron, 4 sulfur cluster binding. Lineage: Eukaryota; Fungi; Ascomycota; Sordariomycetes; Sordariales; Chaetomiaceae. Gene Ontology annotation, biological process: wybutosine biosynthetic process. The record is from RefSeq and is a predicted model, not a curated record. The transcript has 2 exons. Bases 140 to 2506 code for a protein of 788 amino acids.